CCUGCCUGGCUGUGUCUAGUCGCUCACAACGCGUCACCUUGACUUCGGACGAUUAAGAGUGAGACGCGGCUGAGGUGAAAAGGAAAACGUGACCAAAUGUUGCAGAAAUUUCUUAAUUCGGGAAUUGUACCCUGAGUGAACUCAGACCUUUGUUUUUCAAGAAUACCGAGAAAUUGUCUCCGCUUCGUAGCCAUGGAGCCUCGUUCCAGCAACAGUCAACGUCCCGGGAGCUCUCCGCAGCCGAAGGUUGAACGAGCAGAAACAGAAGCCGGCCCUGCUUCCUGGACUUCUCAGACCGAGGCAGGAAGUUUCAAUGCUAAUUCCACCAUCACUGCCAGGGCAACAGAAUUCGAACACACCAACGACAGCAUUUCCAGAACAGCCACAGAAGCGCUCGAUUCCCCAUGCGAGGAGCCACAAAGCCGCGAUCCCGCCUCUUCUGCAACAGACAACCUAUCUGGCCGCGGUGAAAAGAUGAGGGACGUGGUCGACGACCUGUGGCAACUGGCCGCAAGGUUCAACGAGACCGUUGACUAUACAAAGCACAACUGGGCUGGAGAUGGGAUCGUUGGUCUCGAUGGUGGUCACUUGGACGACAUCUCAUACCUGAUGUCAGAUGCAGAAGGAAUUCCUCAUCAUCCUUUUUUCUCCCUUUAUGAUCAUUGGAACACCCAUGUUGCGCCGCUGUUGAGAGUCACGAGCGGCCACAUAACCGAGGACGACAACGUGGAAGCCCUGGAUUUGGUCACAGAACCCAUGAGCACAGUCUUAGAAGGCGACCCUCAUCGCAAACAACCGGUCGCUUUGAUCGACAACGACCCUCGCACGGAGACUCAUGGGCUCUGCGUUGAGCUGAUGAAGCUUCAAGAACGGAUUCAGGCAAGACUCGCGACGAAUGGCGACCAUUGUCCCAUCUCCGGGACAACAACAUCACUGCCCAAUGACAACGAGAACCCCCUGUUGUGGUUUAUCCAUGAGCUUUACCAGCUGAGAGAAAAGGGAAAGCAGAUGACGAUGGUGCUGGAUGCCGACACAGAAUGGCAACAAUUGGCUCGGACUUUGACGACAAAGCCAAACCAGAUACUUUGGGUUCUGCAUGCCUUCCUGUCUGCUUAUCAAGCACAAACCGAAAAAGACAAGAAGACGCUAGAGGGGCGGAUAACGGAUCUCGAAACACGAUCGACCAUCUCGACUAGGAGACACGAGGCCAUCGUGGCUGCCCACAAGGACGCGAAGUCCAUGUUUGACGAUCCCACCACGAGGCCUCUUCGAUCUCAUAUCGAGGAACUACGGGAGGUAUUGAGAAACCAGAGACUUGAGACCACGAAGGCUAAGGAAGAGGGCGCCUAUUGGAAGAGGAAGUGUGAGGCGAUCAGUGAAGCAGAGUCCGCUGCGGGCCUUGAUGACUAGGUCAUCGUCUUUGCCUCAAUUUGAGCAAGUCACGAAGGUAUCAUAGGCUAGAACAAGAAGAUUGUCACUCUGCGAGGCAGGUCUGAAAGAAAGGGGGCGUGGUCUCGACAGGUGACAGAUGGUCAAGGACGAGGGACUAGACGCGCUAGGGACGGUAUUAUUGUGUGCUUUAAUCAACAUGGUCACAGUAGUUCAUUACUAGUCUGCACUGGCUUCGGAUGAUGUGUCCAAGCACCAAAUGUGACGG
This is a messenger RNA of Emericellopsis atlantica, 1657 nucleotides long. RefSeq lists its product as uncharacterized. The coding region runs from base 193 to 1410 and encodes 405 amino acids. The record is from RefSeq and is a predicted model, not a curated record. Lineage: Eukaryota; Fungi; Ascomycota; Sordariomycetes; Hypocreales; Bionectriaceae. The transcript has a single exon.